Molecule: messenger RNA, 720 nt
Organism: Auanema sp. JU1783
Lineage: Eukaryota; Metazoa; Nematoda; Chromadorea; Rhabditida; Rhabditidae
Source: the annotation of a GenBank genome assembly
AUGAUUCGGAGUGCAGUACUGUGCAGGGAAGUCCGGACAGUUCUGAGCCAAAGUAUGCAUAAUAUGGCUGUAGCAUACGAUAAUGUUCAAUUAACACAUAUGAAAGAACCUUGCAUAGAAGUUGAUGAAAAAGAUAACAUAAUUGGAUCCGUCUCAAAACUCGAUGCGCAUUGUGGUUCUAAACUUGUCCUUCAUCGAGCGUUCAGUGUAUUUGCUUUUACUCCAAAAAACGAACUUAUUCUUCAGAAACGUAGUGAUUCUAAGAUAACAUUCCCUUCGUUAUGGACCAAUGCUUGCUGUAGUCAUCCACUGUUUAAUGACUCAGAAAUGAAUGGUGUAAACGGUGUCACCAGAGCUGCCAUAAGGAAGUUAAACCAUGAACUAGGAAUCACGGGUGUACGGGAAGAGGAUUUAGCGUCUGUUGGACGGUUUUUAUAUAAGGCUCAGAUGAAAGACGGAGUUUGGGGAGAACAUGAGAUGGACUAUGUACUCGUGUUGAGGAAUUUCGAUGUAUCCCGAUUGAAUCCUAACCCUGAAGAAGUUAGUGAUGUGCGAUGUGUUUCGGAGAAGGAUUUGUAUUCAUGGCUCUCAGACAAACCAUCAGACUUCACUCCAUGGUUUCUUCUCUUACAGAAUGGAUACUUACGGGAAUGGUGGAAAGAUCUGCAUUUGUACAACAAAGAUGAAAAAUAUUCGCCUGAAAUAACUCGUUUAUCAUAA